Molecule: messenger RNA, 864 nt
Organism: Quercus robur (English oak)
Lineage: Eukaryota; Viridiplantae; Streptophyta; Magnoliopsida; Fagales; Fagaceae
Exons: 3
Coding region: 241-642 (133 amino acids)
Source: RefSeq, a predicted model, not a curated record
AAUUAGCCGACUUAAUCCCAUGUAGUUCGGUUGAGGUAUACUUCUACUCGGUCUCGGAUUUCCUCAAGAGUUUGGCGGUGUAAGAAAAGUAUAAAACCAUAGCCAAGGAAUGCUUGGACAGCACAGUUAGCCUAAAUUCACAGACCCUUUUUUGAAAAACAGUCUAUUUUAACCAAAAUCACUCCAAGAAAGAAAGAGCCUUCGCAUUGAAAAGAAAAGAAAGGAAAUUUGGAAUCAACAAUGAGUGAAGGUCCAACUCCAAGACUCUUCAACAUGAAGAAUCCAAUAAAGGCAAAUAUUGCAGAACUUCUAAGGCAUCAGCAGAGAGCCAACUCUUACUUUUCUUCAUCAGGAGCAGCAGCAUGUAUAAAUCUCAAUGGAAAUAGGAAAGAAUCAUUAUCAGAUCCAACCACAUGGAAGGCUCGGACUCCAGCUAUGCCACCUCAGUCAACCCAAAAGUUUUUUGCUCGGCAUUGCAGGUCUAUCUGGUCUAUGCUCAUUGUUGGCAAUCUUGCUCUUUCAGCUUUCGUCUUUUUGACGGCAGAGAAGAAAGAUGCAGAAAGAGGAAGAAGUAAGAUGCACAUUGAUGCAACUCAAGUUUCAACUAUAGCUGCAAUUCCAGAGCUGUUUGGAACUUUCUAGUGGAUAUUGGAAAAGAAAAGGAGGGUCAAACGAAAAGACCUGAAGGAAAGAAGUGCAUUAUGAAGAGAAAGCUAUUCUCAAACGAAUUAUUUGAGCAAAAUCUGUCCCAAGAGUUAUUCAACACUUGUUCUCAAAUUUAGAGACUAAUACAAACGAUGUUUUAUUUUCAAUCUUAACCGGCAUGAAGUAGUUUAUUAUGUUGAAUGUUGAUGCAUUUUCCAA